UGCGUGCCUUCAAGAAGGAUGUAGGGAACAGAAAAUGGCUCCUUGCUGGCCAAGCAAACUUAAGAGUCUGAUUUCCUGGGUUGGGGCCCUACUCCUCGGUCUGGGCGUGGAAAGGGCUCUGGUGCUACCCGAGAUAUGCACCCAAUGUCCAGGGACUGUGCAAAAUUUGUCAAAAGUGGCCCUUAAUUGUAUGCAGACACCAGAGUUAAUGCUGCAUGCCCGCUGCUGCCUGAAUCAGAAGGGCACCAUCUUGGGGCUGGAUCUCCAGAACUGUUCUCUGAAGGAUCCUGGUCCAAACUUUCCUCAGGCACAUACUGCUGUCAUCAUAGACCUACAAGCAAACCCCCUCAAAGGUGACUUGAACAACACCUUCCAUGGUUUUACUCAGCUCCAGACUCUGGUACUGCCACAAGAUGCCAACUGUCCUGGAGGUAUUAAUGCCUGGAAUACUAUUAUCUCUUACAUAGAUAACAAAAUCUGCCAAGGGCAAAAGAACCAUUGCAAUAGCACUGCGGACCCAGAAAUGUGUCCUGAGAAUGGAUCUUGUGCACCCAAUGGUCCAGGUCUUCUGCAGUGCGUUUGUGCCGAUGGCUUUCACGGAUAUAAGUGUGUGCAUCAGGGCUCCUUCCCACCGCUUAUGUUCUCCGGGAUUCUGGGAUCCACUACACUGUCCAUCUCCAUUCUGCUUUGGGUGACCCAACGACGAAAAGCCAAGAUUUCAUGAACCACAUAGAUCUUCCUAAGAGCAUCCUGAUCUAUCUUAGCCCUUCCAGGGAAAUUGCUUCUUAGACAGGCAUUAUUGGCCAAUGGAUCCUCCUCAAGUUUGAGGCCAUUAGAAGAUGGAAAACUGACGGAAAGGAAGGAGUUGUUGAAUGUUCCUUUGUUAAAUCACAAGAAACCGACUGUACCUAUUUCUCCACGCCACUACUGCUGGGAAAAAAGGGCAUUAAGAAGAAGCUAGGCCUCGGCAAAGUCUCCUCUUUUGAAGAGAAGAUGAUUGCUGAGGCCAUUCCUGAGCUGAAGGCCUUGAUCAAGAAAGGAAAGACUUUGUGAAGAACAUGAAGUGAGAAGCAAUUGCAACAACCAGUUUUCUUAAUUUAUUAAGGCAUCAUGUCACUGUAAAGCCAUUUCAUAUACCUUUGUAUUUUAAUUCAUUUUGAUGAUGGUUAUUAAUGUAUCAUCCCUUCCGAAGUGUGGGUGGGUCUCUUGGCGCAUCAGUAAAAGCAGCCUGUGAUUUCCUUUUUCAAGUUCCCUUCUAUAAACUUCGUGCUUUCUCUUCCAUGAAAAAAAAAAAAAAAGAAGAUGGA
Molecule: messenger RNA, 1307 nt
Organism: Nycticebus coucang (slow loris)
Lineage: Eukaryota; Metazoa; Chordata; Mammalia; Primates; Lorisidae
Product: all-trans retinoic acid-induced differentiation factor-like
Exons: 1
Coding region: 35-724 (229 amino acids)
Biological process (GO): positive regulation of osteoblast differentiation
Cellular component (GO): intracellular membrane-bounded organelle
Source: RefSeq, a predicted model, not a curated record